Molecule: messenger RNA, 3731 nt
Organism: Girardinichthys multiradiatus
Lineage: Eukaryota; Metazoa; Chordata; Actinopteri; Cyprinodontiformes; Goodeidae
Gene: zfyve1
Product: zinc finger, FYVE domain containing 1
Exons: 13
Coding region: 335-2665 (776 amino acids)
Molecular function (GO): zinc ion binding
Source: RefSeq, a predicted model, not a curated record
UUGACCCCUGUGUAAAAACAAGCCGAUCAGCUGCAACAACAUCUAACCAGGCGCUGCUGAUGAAACAUAGCUUAGCUCCGCCGACGGUAGCUAUAUGUGGCAGUCGGCAGGAUGGUCCUACGGGUGCAGUUUUAGACCGAGUCCAGACAGCGUCUUUAGCCUGACAACCGUCCAACGGGUCGGUGAGAACUUUUUUGGUCAGUGGACUGAAAUUAGCCGUGUUUGUCUCCCCAGAAGUGAGUUGUUUCUUUGUGUAGUAGCUGCUGUUAGCUAACGGCUGUUCAUUAUUGAGUUAGAGGACUCUGACUUGAAACUUAGCACCAUCUGGUUUACCAUGAGUGGCCAAAGUCCGGCAGUGGAUAAAGGAAUGAACACAGUCCUAGUCUGCCAGGAGAGCUACGCCUGUGGAGGGUCAGAUGAGGCUGUGUUUGAAUGCGAUGAAUGCGGCAGCUUGCAGUGUGCCCGCUGUGAACUCGACCUCCACCGCCAAGAGCGCAUGAGGAAUCACGACCGGGUUCGGAUCAUGCCGGGUCACGUUCCCUUCUGCGACGCCUGUAAAGGUGACAACAGCUGCACUGUCAGACUCAGAGCGGUGGUGCGCUGCCAGGGCUGUAAGAUCAACCUGUGUUUGGACUGCCAGAAGCGCACUCAUGGCGGAGUAAACAAGAGGAAGCACCCUCUCACGCGUUAUCCCCCCGCCAAGGCUCUUCAGGAGAGCAGCUUGACUGACGGGGAGACGGAGAUGGUGAUCCUCAAGUCGAAGCUGGAGAAGGUGUGCAGCUUCCUGUUGGUUGAUGAGAGGGAGCAUAUGCAGGUGAGGAAUGAGGAGGAUUUUGUCAGCAGACUGGGCUGCACUCCAGAUGAGCUUCUCAAGGUGGUCUCCAUCUUUGGCAACACUGGGGAGGGCAAAUCUUACACCCUGGACCACACCUUCUUUCUUGGAAGAGAAGUGUUUAAGACCUCCCCCACACAAGAGUCUUGCACCGUGGGUGUUUGGGCAGCUUUGGACCCUAUCCAUAGAGUUGUAGUCAUUGACACAGAGGGUUUGCUUGGGGCUGGAGCUAAUCAAGGUCAGCGAACGCGGCUUCUUCUCAAGGUCCUGGCUAUCUCUGAUGUGGUUAUUUACCGAACACACGCAGACCGGCUCCAUGAUGAUCUCUUUAAGUUCCUUGGAGACGCAUCAGACGCCUACCUAAAACACUUUACAAGGGAGCUGAAGGUAACCACGGCCCGCUGUGGUCUGGAUGUUCCGUUGUCUACACUGGGUCCUGCAGUGAUCAUUUUCCAUGAGACCGUCCACACCAAGCUUCUAGGAUCAGACAAACCUUCUGAAUCCGCUGAGCGUCUGCUCCAGGAACGUUUCAGGAAACUGGGGCUUUUUCCUGAAGCUUUCAGCUCCAUCCAGUACCGUGGGACUCGCACCUACAACCCUCCCACAGACUUCAGCGGCUUGCUGCGCAGCCUGGAGCACCAGCUGGAUAACAACAACACCCGAUCACCACGUUCUGCGAGCGUCAUCUUCAAGGCCCUGCAGGCCUUGAGUGAGCGUUUCUGUGGGGAGAUUCCAGAUGAACGAAUGACCAGUAACUCCUUUUUUCCAGAUGAGUACUUCACCUGCUCCAACAUCUGCCUCAGCUGUGGGUCAGGCUGCAAGAGAAGCAUGAAUCACCUAAAAGAGGGACUUAACCACGAAGCCAAACAUCGAUGCCGCUACUCUGCGCAACACGACAACCGCAUCUACACUUGCAAGGCCUGCUAUGAGGGUGGAAAGGAAGUGAUAGUGGUUCCCAAAACAACGGCCUCGUCCGACUCACCAUGGUUUGGCUUGGCCAUCUACGCCUGGUCAGGAUAUGUAAUCGAGUGCCCGAACUGUGGAGUGAUCUACAGGAGCAGACAGUACUGGUAUGGAAACCAGGAUCCGGUGGAAACAGUGGUGAGGACAGAGAUCCAGCACAUCUGGCCUGGGUCUGAUGGCUUUUUAAAAGACAACAACAAUGCUGCUCAGAGGCUGUUGGAUGGAGUCAAAUACAUUUCUCAGUCCGUGUCCGAACUCAGCGUCAAACCUGCCAAAGCGGUCACCUCCUGGUUGACCGACCAGAUUGCUCCCAUCUACUGGAAACCCAAUUCCCUUAUCAUGAAUUGUCAUAAAUGUGGGGAGGAGUUUCAACCCAACGACACCAAGCACCACUGCCGUGCCUGCGGAGAGGGUUUUUGCAACACCUGCUCAUCCAAAACCCGGCCGGUCCCGGAGAGGGGCUGGGGGCUCGCAGCAGUCCGGGUCUGCGAUGCAUGUUUUCACAACCGAGGAAUCUCAACUGAGUUACUGGAUGCUGCCUUGGAGGAAGAGGGAGGCACCUUGAUAGCAAGAAGGGUUGGGGAGGCAGUUCAAAACACUUUGGGUGCUGUAGUUGGUGCCAUUGACAUACCUUUAGGUCUAGUAAAAGAUGCAGCUCGCCCUGCCUACUGGGUCCCAGACCAGGACAUCCAGUCCUGCUGCGAGUGCCAAAGGGAGUUCUCUCCACGUCUGUCAAUCCAUCACUGUCGCGCCUGUGGCCAGGGCGUGUGUGAUGACUGCUCCAAGGAUCGCCGCCCUGUGCCGUCCCGUGGCUGGGACCACCCGGUGCGGGUCUGCAAGGGUUGUAUCCAGAAAUCCGGGGAACUCUAGCAGAACGGGGAGCUGGAAUGGUUAAAAGCACAGGAACACUGUGGGAUAGAACCUCACUUAGGGAUGUUGGAUCCGUUCUUGAGGCUUCCGGAAAAUGGACUGUUUAUUAUGUUUUAUUGCUGGUCUCACAUCACCUCUAUGAUCAGACUGACUUCAAUAUGCCUAAAAUUUACACUGUGAAUACCAGUUAGAAAUAGACUUCACUUGAAUGGCAAGAAGAGGUAAAAUGUCUGCUUAAAGCUGAAUUCAGGUUACUUUCUCUCUCUAGAUCCCCCUUUGCUGUAGAUUUAGGCUCCUCAACCCUUUGACAAUCCCUUUCAGUAUGACAUUGUCAUACUUUUAGCACCUUUUGUAUAGUUUGGAGCCAUGUGUGUGGAUGAUUUAGAAAGCAAAGUAGGAACUGUAGUUAUUUGCCUGCAAGAUGCUUCCUCCAGUUUCUCCCCCUUCAAUCGUGUUAACUCUUCAACCUCCCUUUUCACUGACGGUUAUUCUGUUGCAUCAAGAUUCCAAACAACACAACCUACAUAAAGACAUAGUAAUCCUCAUUGUUGCCGUACACUCAGGUGGCCCUUUGCAAUGCAACAGCCUUUGUAGUGCUGUCCCAUUUUAAUUGUUUUACAUUUUAAAAGGAAUAUAUGCAAGAAGGUUUACUGUAACAAGGACAUGUUUAGAUAAACUAAAAUAUGUCCACAGAUUUAAACACAACAGUAUGUUUAUGUAGGGUGACCGAUUCACAGAAACACAGUAUUUGAGGCUGGCUCCUCAAACCAGGAGACAUUGGAGCUUUUAGUGAGCAGCGUUUGCAUGUGUUGCAACUGGAAUAAUCUGCUGAAUCGAACAACUUUGUGUUUGUCAGUUUUUUUUUUUUUUCUCCCUCUGAAUAUCUGGGAAUUAUGAGACUUGGCUAUAUGGAAGCUGGUUCGGUCAAGAAGUUGUCGGGUAAAUAACAGACUCUUCGACCGGAGUCAGAUGUUCUCACUGAAUAUAGAUAUCACAUCAUGGAACCAGUCAUCAAUCAUGUUCCUGUAUUCCUCAUUCAGUAUGCAUUAAACUGGAGAAACACUUA